Messenger RNA from Trichoderma citrinoviride, 1422 nucleotides. RefSeq lists its product as hypothetical. Lineage: Eukaryota; Fungi; Ascomycota; Sordariomycetes; Hypocreales; Hypocreaceae. The record is from RefSeq and is a predicted model, not a curated record. The coding region runs from base 1 to 1422 and encodes 473 amino acids. The transcript is spliced from 3 exons.
AUGAGAGAUGCCGCCAUGGCCCGGAGACAGAGGGGGGACUACGGCAAGCACAACAUGAGGCAGUAUCCGGUCUUCGUGCAGCCUCCCGAUGGCCAUCCACCCGAUGACUGCGAGGAUAAUGGAGACCCGAGAAGCACAAAAGACUUCCGGCCUUCCUCUCUUUCUGCCCCGUUUGCCUUCCAAGACCCCCUGAUGCCCAAGCAAUUCUCCAUCCUUCUCAACCUCAUGCCACUCACCGGCCUCCGUCUCGGCGUCGGCACGCUCUCGCACUACUUGUACGAACCAACGCAACCAAAGGACCAUGUUCUCACGGCACAGGCCUCAAGCCAGAGGCUCUUGUCCUUUAUCCCGAGUCGAUAUGGGCACGUAUCGUUGCUCCGCCAUGCAACGGACUGUGUCAUUGCAAAGCUGCAGUACGAAUCACAGCCAGUGGAGCAUAGAUCACCUAAAAGCGAUCUCAAGGCGUUACUGCACUAUCAGAAAGCACUCAAGGCGCUACAACAGGCCUUGCUGGAUGAGAAGGAGUGGGCGAAGCCGGAGACAUUAUGUGCUACGCAGUUGUUGGGCAUCUUUGAGGCACUCAAUGGAAAUGAAAAGGAAAACUCGUGGAUGCAUCACGUCGGCGGUGCGGCUCGGCUCGUAGAGGCUCGAGGCGCGCACAUGUUCCAGUCCGAGUUCGAAAAGGCUCUAUUCCUGGCGCACAUUGGGCCAACAGUAAUGUCGGCAUUCUUGAAUAACACGCCUUGCUUCCUGGAACAAGCCCAAUGGCAAGCCGUCAUCCGAGAAGCCGUCAGCGAAGACACGACGCUCACAAACGACAAGGAGUUCGCGCUCGCACUAUGGGGCGGCCUGAUUGAGAUGCCACGACUGUUCAACAACACAACCGAGCUGCUGCUCUCCUCCUGUCCGCCCUCACAGGAAGCGAUUGACGACCUCACGGAACGUCUAUUGGCGAAGCGCAAGAAUCUCAUUGUAUGGCUGGGUUGGAUACGGGGGAAGCCAAUAGCGCAAGGCGCCGGGCUUCGCGAAGAUGAAUACGGCGUGCUGGUCUUUCCCACCGACUUUGACUACAGGCAACUGGGCCCCUGGUGCCUCACGCGACUCGCUUUGCGGGGGACGUAUGCAGUCUGUCGAAUGGUCAAGUCACGGCUUUUGUACGCCAUUUCCCCUUUCAAGUUCCAUGACCUAGAAACCGAGGCACAGGACAUUGCCCAUCGCAUUCUCAAUCUGAAGGAAGAGAUGGCGGCAUCCAAAGACUCGCCUCUGGUAUGGAGCCAGUUCAUGGCUCAGGGCAGCUGGAUUGCCAAAGGCAUUGUUGAAACGAAGGAUAUGUGGGCCGAAGAGGAGGAUGGACAUCAAGGCAUGCUCAGCAAAUGCAAAUUUGAGAAGUGGAACGAAGCAAUAGGGAGGAAGAUAUCCUGA